CAGAGAGGCAAGAGAACUAAUGGGUAGGCUUCUUAUUCUUAUUUUUCCUAAGGUCAGAAACGUACUGUUGCUCGCUCAUUUCAAUGUUUUAGCACCAGCACGCAUUUGCAGGGAUGCCCAGGAACCAUGGGAAUACCACUACCCAACUGCGUUUGGGAACCAAUAUGUUGAACAUAUUCUACUUGUCUGACGGUAUUCUGGGCGGCAGAAGACAAAUGGUGAAAAACUAGUAAUAAAGGACUUCCCCGUGAAAGCACAGUGCACACCAAAUCCUCAUCCUCUCCUUUUCAGCCAGCAUCUUCCUGGGUCGGAUGGCUCUGAACGACAAGAUGCAGUAAUGGAAGUCUACGUGCAAUUCAGCACUGUAGCCAUGAAGCAGCUCAAAGGGUAGGGUUUGCCGUGAGCUUGCCUCACCCUACCCGACCACCCACUCAUCCACCACCCCAUUCAACUCCACCUGAGAGGGGAGUCCGACGUUGAAGCAUAAUCCUGCAUCCCGACCCAUCUCCUCAACCCUCCCUCCACCACCUCCACCACGGCUUUGGAAGACGAACAUGACGUGCAUUGCGAAGACACUGGUUGAUGUCUGAUAUAUAUACCUCUGAGGUGUCGAGCGUAAAACCAGUGGCGCAAUGAAUGGCGGAAAGGACUGUGAGGCGGGAGAUGAGAGGCAGGCCGUCCCUGUCCAGGUCCCCAUUGGCUGGCAGCGCAAGGCGGAGCACAGCAGAGGGGUCAUAUACAUAAGUCCCAGCGGCUCAGUGCUGUCCAGCUUGGAGCAGGUGAAGACCUACCUGCUGACAGAUGGAACCUGCAAAUGCGGCCUGGAGUGCCCACUCAUCCUCCACAAGGUGUUCAACUUCGACCCAGGGGCAGCGGUCAAGCAGAGGACAGCGGAGGAUGUGAAAGCAGAUGAAGACGUCACCAAACUCUGCAUUCACAAGAGGAAGCUUCUGGCCGUAGCCACGCUGCACAAGAGCAUGGAGACGCACCCACCUCUGACACUGACCAGUCCAGGGGGAGGUACAACAUCUGUGGUUGCUGCGCACUCCAUGACUCAACGAGCAAUAAGGACUAAACCCCACGAUGUUCCGCCCAAUGCUGUUGUUCCCGACUGCAAGAGUCCUUUCAAGAUGAUGAUGGCAGCUGGACAACAGCAGCAGAGGCUGUAUCCACCCCAGGAGAUGGGUGGAGCCCAGCAGUCCGAGAUCUACUCUGGGUAUACGAGGCCACAGAGGUUGGGCAGUGUGGAGCCAGGCCCCAAAUCCCCUUACCGGGCUGGGUAUGGAGGCAUGCUGAGCCCACCUCCCUCCAGUGCUAAGCUGUAUGGAGAUGGCUCACAGUCUCCCAGUGCAGACACUCUGGGCAGCCCUGAGGGGUUCCCAAGGACCAAUCCUUGUGGUUUUCCUGGAGCUGGCAGUCCCGGCUCAGCCUCCAUCCAUGGGAAUACUAGGACGCCUCUCUCCCCACCCAGCGUGAUGCUCCAUGGCUCCCCUGCGGGCCAGCCAUCCUGUGCCAUGACAGGGAGGACUAGCACGCCCCUCUCCCCGACGGCCACUGCCAAAAGCCCUGUCAUGAACAUGAACAUGCCACGGGGGAACUUCCCCCCUGGUGUGGAUAUGCCCCGUGCAGCAUUUCACCAUAAAACACAGCCCCCUGUGCACCCCGUGCCGCCCCCUCCAUCCAUACCACCCUCCUGUGCCCUUCAGAAAAGGCAGUUGACCUCUGAAAAAGAUCCCUUGGGCAUCCUGGACCCCAUCCCCAGCAAACCAGUCAGCCAGCCCCCCACCAACGCCCCAAACCCCUCCAACUUCCAGCCUAACAUCCACUCUCAGGUACCAAUGAUGAAUGUAAACAUACCCCCUCCCGCCAUUGUUCCCUUGCCAAGCAACUUACCUUUACCCACAGUGAAGCCUGGGCCUGUGGGGCAUGGUGGCCAUGUUCAGAGGACUCAACAGGGUGGUCCAGCUUCCUCCAUGUCCCCCUCCCCUGUCACUUCCCCUGUUCACAUGGCCGGGCCUGCCCUUGGGAGAGUUGAGGCCUCCCCUCAUCGCUCACGCUCAUCCUCCACCUCCUCUGAUCAUGGGAACUUUGCAAUGCCCUCUGGGCACCAGGGCCCAUGUGGCACCAUGAAGGUUCCUCCUCGUUCCCCCAGGUCAGCUAUGGGAUCUCCCAGGCCAGCCAUGCCCUCCAGCCCCUCCACCAACAAAACAGACCCACUCCACCAGUACAAAGACUCCCAGCUGCUGCCCGGGAUGGGAAACUCGAUUGGCACCCAGCAGCACGGCAACCCCAUGUACUCACCCACCUCGUCCUCCUCGUCAUCCUCUUCUCUGGUGACCCCCAGCGCUUCCCAGAAGGGCCACCCAGGACUCCUGGGGAUGCCCCUCAACCAGAUCCUCAGCCAACAGAAUGCCGCCUCCUUCCCCGCCAGCAGUCUCUUGUCAGCUGCAGCCAAAGCACAGCUAGCAAAUCAAAACAAACUCAGCGCUGCUGGCAACAGCACUGCUGGCAUGACUGGUGGUGGAGUUGGUAUGGCAGGCAUGGGGGCAGGUGGCGGAGGUAAUGGUGGGGGUGGUGGGCAUCCUGGCCCUAUGAGUGGCCCUCGAGGCAUGGAGGGACACAGCACUUUAAACCCCAUGCUCCCGCCAAACUCCACCAUGCUGCUCAACACUCCUGAGGGCCAGAGUGGUCGGGCAGCUCUUAGAGACAAGCUCAUGGCCCAGCAGAGGGACCCCAUGCGCAAACGGAAGCAGUCGUCAGGCAGCGCAGCUGUAAACCAUGACAACAGUAACAACAUGGUCUACAACAUGCUUAACAAAUCAGGCAUGGGAGGACCCCACAUGCCAGGGCCCAGUGCGACUGAGCAGCUGCGAAAAGUGGGCCGACUUGGAAACCUUCCCCCAAACACCUCCAUGGCCCAGCUUCUCCAGUCCAUGAGCUGCCAGAGCUCCCACAACCUGGCUGGGAACAGCCAUCGUCCAGGUCUUAGCCCUGGUCCAGGGCAGGGUCCUCAAGGAGCUGCACAGCUGCACUACAACGACAGCACAGGCAUAGUCCCUGGUGGCCCUCAGCAGAGCCUCCUUGCCCAGCAGAGGCUGCGGGGUCCAGGAGAUGCCAUGCAGCACUGCCAGAACAUGGACACGUCUGGGGGCCAUCUGGGUUCUCGUCCAGGCCAGUUCCCUGACAUGAUGGCCCCAAUGCAGGCUUCCUCCAUGAGUAACUGUGGGCCUAUGGGGCCAGGCGGUGGACCGGUGGGCCCUGAUGGCAUGCCACUGGGACGCCCCAACACAAACCCCCCACCGCUAUCCCAUUCUGGACCUCAUCCAUCACAACAGAACCUCCUUCACAGUAUGGGGCGGACUAACAUGGUGGUGAUGUCACAUGGAGGUGGUGAUGGAAGCUGUACACAGACUAUUUCUGAUACAGGAAACCCGUCAUCCCUUGGCUGUGGUGUGGGAGGCCUGCAGCCACAUGUCAGCACUGGCGCAGGUCAGAUGUACCAGCAGCAGGUCCACCAGGGCAUGCAGCAGGGGGUGGCCUCCCACCCAGCCUACCAGGGCCAGCAGCACUUUCCUGACAACCCACCCUACACAGACAGCAACAUUGCCAACGCUGGCUCCAUGGCCUGCCUCUACCAGAACUACCAGCAGGGGAUGUUGCCUCACUCACAGUUUGGGGAGGGGCAACAGCCCCAGGGAGAGGGGCUUCCAGCGGGUACACCUGGCUCUGACAGGGGCCCCGGUGGAGGUCCGGAGUCGGUGGAUGCCAUCUACAGAGCUGUUGUGGACGCCGCCAGCAAGGGCAUGCAUGUUACCAUAACCACCACAGUGAGCGGGACCACACAGGCGAGUCCGGUACCUGCCCUCAGCGCCAUGAGUGCCUUCACUGCCUCCAUAGGGGAGCCUGUCAACCUCCCCCAAGCAGUUAGUGCAGUCCUGCGCGGGCACCAGGAAGGGGAGGCGUUACCCCAGCAGACCAGGCCGAGGCAGGUGAGGCCAGGACGGGGUCAGAAGAACAUGGAUCCAGGGAAAAGCACUCCAGAUGGCCCUGACGCCAAUGACUACUUCCGUUCUCCUGGCCGUGGGACUCCCAGGGGGCAAUGGGACGGGGAGACGCAGCAUGGGGGAGGUUUCGAUGCUCUCAGCAACAACAGCGCCUGGGGAGGUGAGGAGUUUCUGGAGUGUUCUACCCAGGUGAGGAGUAGCCCUUGCAUGGAGCGACCCGCCAGCUUAGCUCCCGCCCCACCCUGCCCCACUGAGGGGUCCAACGAUCAUGGCCUGGCCAUGGCCCACGAUAAGGCCUUUCUCGACGAGGGCUACCGCUUCACCAACUGCAGCCGGACACCUGCGAACUACAAGGAGCGUCUGGAGCAGACAGUCGAACGCUGCGCCCAUAUCAACGGUGCCACCCCACACUUUAACACUCGGGGUUACGGAGAAGUCCUGGGCCCCCCACGGCAGGAGCUGACAGGGGACGACCAGUCACCCAGUUCCUCCACUAGCCUGGAGGGUCCCCUGGCCACAGCCAAAGACUACAGCCACUACAACAGCCAUUUCAACGGUAUGGCGCCCAGCCCCUCGGACACAAAGAGCCUGAGCAGCGAGGAGGACCUGCGGCAGCCAGACUCUCCCUCCUCAGAGCUGCUCCACUACCGGUCCAGGACCUUCAACAUGGGAGAGCUGGUCUGGGGCCAGCUGAAGGGCUUUCCAUCCUGGCCUGCCAAGCUGGCCGGGGACGAACAAGUGCACAGCGCUGCUAUGCAGUUGCGGGAGCAGGCCAAGGUAGAGCCAGAGAAGCUAAAAACACUAACUCACGACCUGGAGGCACUUGACCGAGCCGCCAAAAGAGGCCUGAAACCGGGGAAACUGAAUAAUCACUUGGAAGCUGCUAUCCACGAAGCCAUGAGCGAGCUGGAUAAGAUGUCAGGCACAAUCCCGUCGAGAGAUCGUCAGGUGAAGCUCCCCAAGCCUAAGAGGAGGAAAAUAUCCAGAUAACAUUGAAUGUGUCGGCCCAAGAACGUCCUCAAAGCCUUCGGAGACUUUGUCCGUUCAGCCUUGAUGCGAUCUGAGCUCUCUAACAGGUGCUACACAUGGACUUUCAGUGGUACAUCUUUGUUCCAUAUCGACUUGACUUAAUGACUGACCACAGAAGGUGCUGGAAAUUCCAAUCACCAAUACAGUUUUAACUGUAGAAGACAAAAAAAAAGAAAAAAUUGAGAAAAACAUCAAAAAUGGUUGCAAUUUGUCUACAGCUCACUGAAUUAACUAUUUUUUUCUAGUAUAAGAUAGUAAAAUAAACAAAAAAAGCUACAAGCAUUACCUUACAUAUUUAAGAAAAAUAGACAGUCCAAAUAUUUCUGAUACAUUUUCAAUAUGUAUAUAGAUAAUCCUGAAAUUUCAUGCUAUUAAGAAAUGUAUGUAAAUAUUGUACAAUGUCAUGUACAAGCGUACCUAAUGCACAUUUUAUCUUUUAUUGUACAAAACAAAGCAGAAGAAGUGUACCAAUGUCUUGGUUUCUAUUCAGAAAUGCGGUUGCAUACGGCCGCAUGCAUAGGAUAAAUAAGAAUACAGCCUAAAGCUUUUAUAUGAUGAACUGUAAGACGUGCUUUUUUUGUUUUUGUUUUUUUUUUUGUUUCUUUUUGUUUUUUGGUUUGUUUUUUUAAAUGUAAGGGAACAGCAGUGGAACAGGCACGAGUAUAUGAGUUCUCCAUUACGAUAGCCACUUCACACCAGUUAAGUGUUCAUUUGUAUUGGGUAAAAAAAAAAAAAAAAGAUAAAAAACAGAAUGAACUUUACCAGCUGAAAGUGUUCAAUGUUCCCCUGAGCAGGGUGGGAAACGACCAGAGGCCGGACGAGUAUUGGUAAAUCUUCAUCUGCUCCACCAGGCACCUUGACAGGAAAAACAACAUAUUGGGAGAUCCAGUUUUGUGCUUAAAAAAAAAAAGAGUCUGGUUGGCAGGUUGGCAGGUGAAUUUUUUGGGUUACCUGACGUUUUUAGAAGGAAAAAUCCACCUUCAGGCAGUUUUACAUUUUGUGUUGUUGUUUGAGUUUUCGGAGUUUUGUUAAAAUUAUUUCCAAGAUUUUCCAGAACAAUUUCCUACAACUCACAGUGGUUGGGUUAAAUCGAUUACUUGAUUAGUCGAUCGAAUAUCUAGAGGUUUUGGCGCGUUGGGUGAAAAAAGAUGAAAGCUGAAGGCUUGGCUCUGAGAUGUUGGCAUUUCAUCGACUAAACAACAAAUCGAUUCAUCAAAACAAUAUUCUGCGGGUUAAUCAAUAGGUAAAAUAAACACCAGCUGCAGCGUCACCUGAUGGCUACCCAGCAAGCUAAAAUGUAGCUGUUUCUAUCAGUAUGUUGGUUACCUGGUUACCGUGAAGAUGCGUAUAUGUGCAGCAGGUCAGUGCUCUGAUUUCUCCCCUGCUGCUUCCUGAGAGGUUGUGGCAGGAAAUUGACUUUGGGAGGGACUUUUAGGAGGAAUCCAGCUGUGGCAAUCCCGUUUCUCUAAUCUCAUACUCUGGUUAGUGAAACCAGGUUUGUCGUUUACAUGGCGUUCAAGAAAUCGGCUCAAUAGGGGAAAGCUGGCUGUAAACUGGUGCAGAAAUUGGCAUCUGUGCCUCGUCUAUGAUGGAUUUCUUCUUUUUAUUAUUGAACACUACAAAUUGAUGUUUUUAAAAGAAGGCCCCACUUACUGUUGAUGUUUGAGGUCACAGAGACUUCUGUAGCUGGAAAUGUUUCCCUUGGCUUCAUCUUCUGGCCAGUUAUCUGUGGGAAGAAGUAAAACUCCAAACUGAAGUGCAACAUAAAAUCACCACUAACAGUGGAGCUGGAUGGAUUUUUCCUUCACCUACGACCAAGAAUCACAGUCUGCAUUGAUGAAUUAUUUCAUUUGGAUGUUGUGAUCAUGUUCUAGUGCUUGUUUGUACAGUGAUUUUUUUUAUUUUUUAUUUUUUUUCAUGACUGUAGUUUUGCCACAUCUAUAGCUUUAGGUAGAGGAACUGAGCUCAGAGGCAGAGUCUAGAUUAUCAAACAGUAACACUAACAUGCUUUUCAGGAGCAGUGAAAGCAUUUUCUCGCAUUUAGGGGCCUUGUGUUUUUAUUUUGUUUUAUUGUUUUUUUGUUGGUUUGUUUGUUUGUUUUGCUUAUUGAUGUAAAUUAUUUAUGUACAGUACUCCAUAUUUAUUUUAAGCUUUACAAAUAUGCUAGAUGGCAAUAAUACUACCAAGAGUUGAGAACUCAAGCCUUAUAUGUGUAUAUGUAUGUUUUGUUUUUUUUUGUUUGUUUUUUUAAACAAGUGAAUAGAUCAUGUAUUCAUAGUCCAUUACAAAGGUCUUUUCCCUUUUUAUUUAAGAAGUGAGCAUCACAGAUAACACUUUUUUACCAUGAGGCUUUCUGAGCUACUUGUUUUUGUUACAGACUGUGUCAUGGAUUUCUUAGUUGAAGAAAAUAACCACACUAUUUAUGAAUAUGCACGUGUGAAAAGGCAGAUGGCGUUUAUGUUGGUAACAAAUGCAGUUUUAACACUAAAAAACUAUCAUGAAAGUUUCAAGCCGGAAAGCAGAAUCCUCACCAUGAUAAUCGACCGUGAACGCACACAUACACACACAAACACACACACACAGGUGCUCCUCCUGAUCAAAAUCAACCAACAACCUGAAAUCACUACAGAAUUAUCAAGUGCAAUAUACCAAUCGAUGGCAAAGAUCAACCGUUUAGAAACACUGCAUCUCUGAUUGUUUGAAACCUUUUCUUUUGUACACACCUUCAACAACUCGGACUGUAAUUUGUUGCCUGUUUUCAAAAUGUCGGCAUCUCCUCUGACGUGUAAUCUGUUACCCUUUUCUUUUUCAGAUGUCCUGACCUAAGAGCCAUGAAGUAGUAAUUUAUUCGUAGCUUUACCUUUACACACACGCCACACUCGUUACGGCCAACAGCACAUUUAAUUCUACUAAGGUAAACAAAAUAUCUGAUGCAUCCAAAUAUCAUAUUACUAAAAAGCCGUUACUUGAACCAAAUAGUACACUACUUCACACAGACGAAUAUUACUCUCAAAUUUCAGUAGUUUUCAAAUGUAACCAUUGAGACAUAUCCAAAUAAACCAGGAGCUUCAAAGUCAAACUAUGAAUUACAGCCAAGUAAGCAAUUUCAACAGUUCUAACUUUAUUCGUGUGUUCACACUUUGAAGAACGUUAAAGUCAUUUGUACUGUAUUUUCUGAUGAGAUCUCUGACUUAUUUCAAAGUAUUUUUGACCUUUUUUUGUCAUGUGCACACUGAAAAAAACUCAAGGACUUUUUUGAAAAAGCUCAGUUUCUGUCCUGGAUUUGUAGCAACAAAGCCCGGUAACAUCAAGAAAAUGUCAGUAUUCAUUGAUGAAUAUCAGACAUCGGUGUUAGCUCAACCCAGUGUGGUUAUUUUCCAUUUUUGAUCAUGGAAAUUCUAAAUUUCUAAGUCAAAUUUUAUAGUCUGACGUCUAUGCUUUUCAAAGUGUCCCAGUUUUUUCAGUGUGCGCACUUUUAAGGAACCUCAGAGUUGAGUUUUACUGUAAACUGUGGCAAGGAAAUCCUCCGGCCUUUUUCAAAAUGUGACAUUCGGUGUCGAGAACACAUGAGCUCUUUCGGUAAAGUUCAUUCUGCCUCUCUUCCCCCGUUUUUUUUGUGCAAUGACAUGCAGGAACCUGGUCUCGUGUUGGGAACCCAUGUGUUAUGGAUCUGUUUUAUCAGUUUCAUGUUAUUUGUGGUCAAGAGUUCAAAGCAUUUUUGUGUUUCAGAUGGUCUGUGCAGUCUAUUUUUUCCUCCUCCAGCCUGUGACUGUGUGUGUGUGAGGGUGAUUAUUAUUUUUAUUUUAUUUUAUUUUUUCUGGUGAACUUGUUUCUGCUCUUUGAAUCUCAUUUCCCUCUUCCACCCUUUCCUUGUCAGUAUUUUAUUUUUUCAACUUGUAAUUAAGUAUAUAUUUUCUCACUAAUAUAUACUUUACAAAAAAUAGACUUGCGUGAAGUAUGAUGUGCACUUGAUUGCUCUUGUUUAUUUUUCUUUUUGCAUUAAUGUGGGCUAGGGAUAGUUUGUCAGAGUCCAUUAUUUUGAGAUUGUUUGGACUUUUUUUAAUGGUUUGAUGUAAGCAGCAUUUUUUUGUAAAUAUUGUGAAACAUUACAGGUCAUGCAGUGAUGUAACAUUUUGAACAAUGUUGCACAGAUGUUUAAGAUAUUAAAAACAUGGUCACUCUUA
Messenger RNA from Seriola aureovittata, 9217 nucleotides. Its product is annotated as methyl-CpG-binding domain protein 5-like. The transcript is spliced from 10 exons. The record is from RefSeq and is a predicted model, not a curated record. Gene Ontology annotation, molecular function: DNA binding; chromatin binding. Gene Ontology annotation, cellular component: chromocenter; nucleus. NCBI's taxonomy places the organism in Eukaryota, Metazoa, Chordata, Actinopteri, Carangiformes, Carangidae. The coding region runs from base 633 to 4994 and encodes 1453 amino acids.